GUUGAAGUAUUGAUUACUUUUUGUGUAGGUAUCGAGAACGUUUAUGGUGACGAUGAUAACAGAUGGAAUUAAUAUGUUUGAAUGCUUCGUUUUAUUAUUUCUGGCUCGCUUCUGUGUAAUACAGACCAUAGCUAAACGGUGAAAGAUUGAGCAUUAAAAGUUUAAAAUCAAGUAGUUUUGUUACUAUUCAAUAAUGGACUGGUCAGAUGAAUAUUUCGAGGAAGAUAAACUGCUUUAUUUGCACGAUGAUUUCCCCAACAUUAAGUACUCGCAUGUUUCUCAAGCAACUGAUGAUCCGGAAUUGCGAACUGAAGAUAGGUUGGGCAUGAAAGUCACAACUGGAAAUGUUACCAUAAAGAAAGACAACAAUAAUUUAAUCGGAAUUAGUAUUGGAGGAGGAGCUCCUUAUUGUCCAUGCUUAUACAUCGUCCAGGUUUUCGAUAAUUCGCCAACUGCCAAGGAUGGGACAUUGCAGAGUGGCGACGAAAUAAUAGGCAUUAAUGCACAAUCAGUAAAAGGAAAAACAAAAGUUGAAGUGGCCAAAUUGAUUCAAAAUUCUGAUAAAGAAGUGAAUAUAGGUUAUAAUAAACUACAUGCUGAUCCUCAACAAGGAAAAUCAUUAGACAUCAUAUUGAAAAAAGUCAAACAUCGUUUAGUUGAACACAUGAGUACAGAAACUGCUGACGCAUUAGGUUUGUCCAGAGCUAUUCUGUGCAACGAUUCAUUGGUGCAAAAGCUGAAAGAAUUGGAAAAUAUCGAAACGACAUACCGAGGCCUGGUUGAACACGCUACUCGUGUUAUGAAAGCAUUUUACGCCAUAUUGAAAGUUUACAAAGCUUUUGGAGAUUGUUUCGCUAAUAUUGGAGUCAGGGACCCACAUCCUCAAGCAUGCGAAGUAUUCAGCCAAUUCGGUGAUUAUCACAGAAAGAUGGAAAAACUCGGAAUACAAACAAUCAAAGCUAUUAAGCCAGUAUUAUCAGAUUUGGGUACGUAUUUGAAUAAAGCUAUUCCUGAUACGAAGCUGACAAUUCAAAAAUACGCCGAUGCCAAAUUUGAAUACUUGUCCUAUUGCUUGAAAGUAAAAGAAAUGGACGACGAAGAACUGGGAUAUGCCAGUUUACAAGAAAUACUCUAUCGUGUUGAUACAGGAAAUUAUGAAUACAGAUUAAUUUUGCGUUGUCGUCAAGAUGCUAGAAAUCGAUUUGCGCACUUACGAUCCGACGUUUUAGUGAAAUUGGAAUUAUUAGACAAUAAACACAUUCAAGAUGUAGUUUGGCAACUGCAAAGAUUCGUUUCCAGCCUGGCUUAUUAUCACACGCAAAUCUUAGAAAUUUUGAAUGAAAAUAAACUCUUUCCAAUUGAAGUUGACCUGGCCAAAUCUGCCUUAGAAUAUGAUAAUAUUACUCAGGAUAAUUUUGAAGAUGAUGACGACGAUGAUGACUUACCAAAUUUAAAUCAUUUAAACGAAUCACACCAUUCAUCUGGUACUUCUAUGUCGAACGAUUUUGGUGGCACUAACAGCGGUGACAUCUUAGAGCAGCUAGAAAAUUUGAAAAUGAAUGAAAUGAAUGAAAACGAAAAUAAAACAGAAAACGUCUUGAGCAAUUUUGAAAGCUUAACUUUGGGUGGUGACGAUACCGAUAUCUUGAACUUGAAUUCCUUUUCAAUCACCAACGAUUUAUUAACUGGAGAACCAAUAGCUUCGAGUGCAGCUCCAACGAUGCCUGUCAUCAGCGAUACAAAUGAAACAAACUCCGAUUUACUUUUUUAAGAAAUUGAUUUCAAUGUGCAUAAUGUGUUUUGAAAAAUGGCCUAAUUGUUGAUUGCAAACUGUAAGAGCCAAUAUCUACUCUAAGCCUGUGGUGGACGUACCUACUUCGGUUCAGAAAGAAUCACCGAAUUCGGGAAUAUUUUCGAAUGAAGGCAGAAUAAAAUGAAAAAAAAGAAUAGUUGAAAAGAGAGCAAGUGUAUUCAAAAAUUAUAAAACUAUCAUUCGUUCCACAUGUUUUUAUAUAUCUAAUUAUCUAUGUAUUUAUUGAACUGAAAUGUUAAAGUUUUUGAAUUUUUAAAAAAUUAUUGUUUUUUUUUACCAGUUUUAUCGAAUGAAUCGAAUGAAAUAUUAGAAAUAAACUUGAAGUUUUCGAAU
This is a messenger RNA of Planococcus citri (citrus mealybug), 2146 nucleotides long. It is a transcript of the gene PICK1, whose product is annotated as protein interacting with PRKCA 1. The record is from RefSeq and is a predicted model, not a curated record. Gene Ontology annotation, molecular function: protein domain specific binding; protein kinase C binding; phospholipid binding. The coding region runs from base 194 to 1771 and encodes 525 amino acids. Gene Ontology annotation, cellular component: neuron projection; synaptic vesicle; trans-Golgi network membrane. Lineage: Eukaryota; Metazoa; Arthropoda; Insecta; Hemiptera; Pseudococcidae. Gene Ontology annotation, biological process: positive regulation of receptor internalization; receptor clustering; dendritic spine maintenance. The transcript has 9 exons.